AUGUAUCAUUUCCAAAGAUAUCAGUUCAAGAAGCACGAGAGGCACAGGCCGUCUCCGGCUCCCACGCUGCCUCCGCCUGCGGUUCCGGCGCCGCUGUGCGCUGCUUCUGCGCCGACCUGGAACCUCUCGGGAGGCGGGGCUGACGACGCUCCCGGAGCUCGCAGGGCGGACGAAAAACCCCAAGCACGAGUCAAGACUGAGAACAACGAUCACAUUAAUUUGAAAUUGGUGGGGCAGUUUAAAAUCAAGAGGCAUACACCACUUAGUAAACUAAUGAAAGCCUACUGUGAACGACAGGGUUUGUCAAGGAGACGGAUCAGAUCCCGAUUUGAUGGGCAUCCAAUCAAGGAGACAGACACUCCUGCACAGUUGGAGAUGGAAGAUGCAAAUGCCACUGAUGUAUUUCAGCAGCAGACAGGAGGUGUCGACUAAAAAGGGAACUUUAUACUUUACUCGUGGUGGCUCAGGUGAUAAAGAAUCCGCCUGCAAUGCAAGGGACCCCAGUUCUAUUCCUGGGUCAGGAAGAUCUUCUAGAGAAGGGAUAGACUACCCAUACCCACUCCAGUAUUCAUGGGCUUCUCUGGUGGUUCAGCUGGUAAAGAAUCUGCCUGCAAUGCGCGAGACCUGGGUUCAAUCCCUGGGUUGAGAAUAUCUCCUAGAGAAGGGAAAAGCAACCCACUCCAGUAUUCUGGCCUGGAGAAUUCCAUGGACUGUAUAGUCCACGGGCUCAGAAAGAGUAGGACAGGACUGAGCAAGUGACUUUCAGCUUCACACUUUACUUCAGAAUUCUGUUCCUCCAGAUCAAGAAGACAUUUUCAACUAGAAAACUGUAAUUUGGUUCCACCACAUUCUGAC
Dama dama (fallow deer) is the source of this 855-nucleotide messenger RNA. RefSeq names its product small ubiquitin-related modifier 2-like. Gene Ontology annotation, cellular component: nucleus. Bases 1 to 432 code for a protein of 143 amino acids. Gene Ontology annotation, biological process: protein sumoylation. The transcript has a single exon. The record is from RefSeq and is a predicted model, not a curated record. NCBI's taxonomy places the organism in Eukaryota, Metazoa, Chordata, Mammalia, Artiodactyla, Cervidae. Gene Ontology annotation, molecular function: ubiquitin-like protein ligase binding; protein tag activity.